Messenger RNA from Telopea speciosissima, 452 nucleotides. RefSeq names its product protein transport protein yos1-like. Gene Ontology annotation, cellular component: COPII-coated ER to Golgi transport vesicle; endoplasmic reticulum membrane; Golgi membrane. The record is from RefSeq and is a predicted model, not a curated record. Gene Ontology annotation, biological process: endoplasmic reticulum to Golgi vesicle-mediated transport. The transcript is spliced from 2 exons. Bases 108 to 341 code for a protein of 77 amino acids. NCBI's taxonomy places the organism in Eukaryota, Viridiplantae, Streptophyta, Magnoliopsida, Proteales, Proteaceae.
AACUUGGCCCUUAUCAUUCGCGACUUGAGCCGUGUUCUUGGAAGCAAAGCGGAGAACGGAGAUUACUUUCAGCGAUCGAUCUACUCUAUCAACUUGAUCGCCAGGACAUGGGUUUGUGGACGUUUCUGGAAGGACUUCUUCUCCUUGCAAAUGCAUUUGCAGUACUGAAUGAGAACCGCUUUCUUGCUCCUAGAGGGUGGAGCUUCUCAGAAUUCACUGGACCCAAGGCAAAGUCACUUAAGGGACAGAUUAUAGGGUUAAUAUACGCAAUCCAAUACAUGAGGUUGCCCCUCAUAGCGCUCAAUAUCCUCUUUAUAACUGUUAAACUGGUGUCUGGGUGAGGUUUAACUUUGGAUGUUGCAAGAGAUGCAGGCAUGAUACACUUCAACUGUUUAGCUGUUUGAGCAGUGUAAGAAAGUAGACAUGAUACAUAUUGAAUCGUUUGGCUUUUU